Messenger RNA from Erigeron canadensis, 3447 nucleotides. RefSeq names its product receptor like protein 21-like. Lineage: Eukaryota; Viridiplantae; Streptophyta; Magnoliopsida; Asterales; Asteraceae. The transcript has 7 exons. The record is from RefSeq and is a predicted model, not a curated record. The coding region runs from base 36 to 3413 and encodes 1125 amino acids. Gene Ontology annotation, molecular function: protein binding.
UCACCCUUAAUUAUUAUUUGAUUCUACUAUAUAAAAUGGAGAGUUGCUUUUCAAGCAAUCAUGAACCAUGGUUGUAUGGGUUUUUUGUAUGCAUGAUGAUGCUACCAAUUUUCAUGGUUGGACAGAUACAAGGUGUUUGUAUAGAAGAAGAAAGAAAGGCACUUCUAGAUAUCAAAGCCUCCUUGAAUGAUUUUUGCUACAAAUAUGAUGUGGGCAUUAUUAAUCUUCUUCCCACUUGGGUUGAUCAUGGAAAUACCAGUGGUAGUAGACGCAACGAAUGCUGUAAUUGGGAGAGAGUCAAGUGUAACAUGACCACCGGGCAUGUAACGUACCUGUCUUUGGGAAACAUGAUUGGUGAACCUACAGAUGAUUGGUACUCCUACCACAGUGAUAAAAUAUGGCCGUUAAAUGUUUCUCUCUUUCUUCAUUUUAAAGAACUGAGAAGUCUCGAUUUGUCAUUAAAUCAUAUUGACGACACGAUACUUAGCACAGGACCCGAAAGGUUGUCGAGUUUGAAAAAACUGGAGACAUUCAAUCUUAGUUAUAAUAGUAUUGGAAGCGGCCUCUUUCCUUCAUUAGGUGGAGUCACCUCACUCAAAACUUUGGAUAUGAGUUGCACUGCCAAAGACAACUAUCCGUCAUCAAGCAAAGCAGAAAGUGGAACAAAAGUUAAAAACGAUAUAUCAAUAUUGGCAGCUUUGGAAAACUUAGUGGUAUUGGAUCUCACUGGGAGCGACUCUUAUGGUACCUUCCAAGUGCCAGGAGGUUCAGAGAAGAUUUCUAAAUUGAAGAGUUUGGAAACUCUAUCUCUCGCUUACAAUCAAUUUAAUGGAACGAUUAUCACAUCUUUAAGUGUCAUUUCAUCGCUAAAAGAAGUAGAUCUUAGUUAUAAUCCGUUAUCUGUGUUUCCAACCGAAGUGUUGGAUGAUAACUUCUUCAAAAAAGACGUCAUGCGAUCCAUCGCUGCUUUUCCAUCCCUAAGAAUUCUUUCUUUGAAUUUUGGAUAUGAUUUCGAAGAAGAAAUACCCUUUGGUAAUGAUUUGUUUCAAAUGUAUCCAAAUAUGAAAUAUUUUCCUGUUGCCUGUCAUAUAGCUUUGGCAUCUUUUCACCAUCUGGAGGUCUUAGAUUUGAGUCAAAACAGCUUUUCUGGAAGUAUCCCGUCGACAAUACAGUCAUUGUCUUCUCUUAGGGCCAUCUCAUUCGCUGGCAACGCACUCAAUGGAUCGCUGCCUGAAACUGGGUUAUGUGACUUAAAGAAUCUCCAUGAGCUCGAUCUUAGUGACAACAUGUUCAGUGGUAGCCUGCCUGAAUGUUUCAACAGGCUAUCAUCUCUUAAGGUCUUUGAUAUUUCUUCAAAUUUAUUCACGGGAUCACUUCCGCCAUCUCUGUUCGCUAAUCUCACAUCUCUCGAGCACGUAGAUUUUAGUCAUAACAAGUUUGAAGAUUCAUUCUCCUUCAGCUUAUUCUCCAAUCAUACAAAGCUUGAGGUAGUUGCUUUUAAAAGCGACAACGACAAGUUUGUGGUCAUAACAGAAGAGCCUAAAGGUUGGAUUCCAACAUUCCAGUUGAAAGUUCUCGUGCUGUCGAAUUGCCAUAUUAACAGGCCAAAAGGAAGUGGUGUUCCUAGUUUUCUACUUCUCCAGCACAAGUUACAGUUCCUAGACAUGUCGCACAACUCCUUGGAGGGACACUUUCCAAAUUGGUUGACAAAAAAUAAUACUGCCGUGGAAUUUCUUAUUCUAAGGAACAACUCAUUCGACGGUAAUAUUUCUAUGCUGUCAUUAUUAAGGAACGACCGAAUGGUGUGGUUGGAUAUUUCUGAAAAUCUCGUGAGAGGUACUAUCCCCAGCGAUAUACAAAAGCUCUUUCCCAGUAUAACUCAGUUAAAUAUGUCCAGGAAUUUUUUAGAUGGUGUUAUCCCAUUUUCCGUUGGUGAAUUGAGUCGGUUAGAGGCACUGGAUUUAUCUCAUAAUCAGUUGAGUGGAGAAGUACCAAUGGGAUUGCUCACAAAUCUUUCGGAGUUGUGGCAAUUAAAACUAUCAGAUAACAGCUUGCAGGGAGAGGUACUAUCGGGAAACUUAAGCUUCGGUUCUUUAACGAGGCUUCAGUUAGAUAGCAACCUUUUCACAGGGAAGAUUGCAAGUGUGCUUGGCGAGAACGUUUAUAUGUAUCUUCUGGAUAUUAGCGAUAACUCAUUCUCGGGUAUGAUACCCGGUUGGAUAAGCAACCAUUCUAUCGUGGAACUUUUGGUGAGAAACAAUCAGUUGGAGGGGCAGUUUCCUUGUGGAACAGCUUCAUUCUCUUUUCUCGAUAUCUCAUAUAAUAGUUUCUCAGGUCCCAUCCCGUCCUGCUUAAGUUGGCAAUUUGUGAAGCAUCUACAUUUGGGUUUCAACAGAUUUACUGGAUCUAUACCAGCUUCGUUUAGCAAUUUGACCAGUGUUUUGACUUUGGAUAUACAAAACAACAGCUUGUCAGGCAGUAUUCCUGAGGUUCUUGGUGAACUAUCCAAUUUGAGGAUCCUUCUUUUGGGAAAAAAUAAGUUUAGGGGGUCGAUUCCAAAGCAGUUGUGCCAGUUACGUAAUGCGAGUUUGAUAGAUUUAUCUAGCAACUUCCUUUCUGGUUCAAUACCUCCCUGCCUUGAAAAUAUUACUGGGGCAACUUACCCUGCUUUCAUACAGGAAUUAAUUUCCAGCUUGGGUUUUGGGGUUUCAGUUGAUUUUGGCGAAUUUGUGGAGACGUUUGAAACAGAAGACAUAGCUGAGUUUACAAUAAAAAGCAUGCCUCGCCCCUACAAAGGUAAGAUCCUCGAUAACAUGACAGGGUUGGAUCUAUCGUGCAACAAACUCACAGGUGAAAUCCCACCGGAACUAGGGAGGUUGACCCAGAUUCACGUUUUGAACCUUUCUCACAACCAGCUGACUGGACCCAUCCCAGUGUCGUUCUCAAAUCUUUCGAAUAUAGAAAGCAUGGACCUUUCUUCAAAUCGUCUGAGUGGCAAAGUUCCAUCGGAACUAACUAAGCUGAACUCCUUGGCUGUUUUUAAUGUUUCCAACAACAAUCUAUCAGGUAGACUCCCAGACUUGACAGCACAGUUUGGUACCUUUUCCAGUGCAAGCUAUGAAGGGAACCCAUUUCUUUGCGGGCAGCCGCUAGAGAAGCAAUGCACGACUACGACCAAGUCACCGACGAUCAUCGUUCCACCAGCUGAAGAAGGCACUGAAAAAUGGUACGAUAUUGAUAUGGCAUCCUUUUAUGCCACAUGGUCUGUGGUCAUGUUGGGAUUUGCUGCGGUUCUUUACAUGAAUCCUUACUGGCGUCGAAGGUGGCUAGACUUUGUUGAAGAAUGUAUGUAUAAAUGCUAUUACUUUCUGUAUGAUUUAGUAAGGAAGCCCUCUAUGCUCUUCCGUAACUAGGUCAGGUCUCUUAAAGAAUUGAUGUGUAAUAAGA